Messenger RNA from Lodderomyces beijingensis, 2046 nucleotides. Lineage: Eukaryota; Fungi; Ascomycota; Pichiomycetes; Serinales; Debaryomycetaceae. The record is from the annotation of a GenBank genome assembly.
AUGACAGAUCCGAAUUCAUCGCCCCGUUCAGCCUCAAGUUUGAAUUAUACCCAGCAUCCCGUCAAACCCGAAUUGGCUUCGAUCCCAUCGACAUCCACAAACAAUAAAUCACCAGAUAUAACACAACAGCUGGUACCACCGCCUUCUUCAAAUAUGAGCGACGUUGAAUCUUUGAACCGAGCAGCAACGGUGAAAGCUGCAGCUGGCCAAGCAUCAUCUUCAGAAGCGUUGGCUCCUCCACAGCAAACACAACUUGAAGCAUCUGAACCUCCACCACGACAAUUUCAAGCCACCAAUUUACAAGCGAAAACUAUGUCGCCUGCAAGCGGAAUCUCUCCUUUCACAUCGCAACUUGCCACGGGCAACGAUAACGGUUCAAAUCAUAAACCCAAAGUCAAAGUGUUGGACGUUGCCAGAGACAUGGCCCAUGGUGGAGAUAUCUUUAAAAUCCCUCCAUCUCCAAAUUCCACCAUCAAUAAGCAUACAUCUCAGUCUUCCUCGUUUAGCAAGAGACAUUCUAUGAUAAGCCAAUACUCUGCCAAGACCGAACAUGAAGAAGCCGUGCCUGUUACUGUGAAACGCACCGAUUCAACAAAGCUCAAGUUUCUCGGAAAGGGAACGUCUGGCACUGUCGGCCCCAGCACCGGCCCCAGCACCGGCCCCAGCACCGGUACCACCUUCAAAAUGGACGAAAAUUUGCACAAGGAUCGAAUUGUGCCAAACAAGCAAAAGAGCCCUCGACUCAUUUCCAAAGAAUACACGGGAGAAGAGUACCUUGACCGCUCGAGAUCUUCCGCUACUGAAACUGAAGACUCAUAUGAAGCCGGCUCUGAAUUUGAUGACUAUGACGAUGAAGCCGAGAAAAGUUCGAUUCAAAUGGGCAAAUUGCCUACAAAAGCAUCUGCUGCGCAAAGCACCCCUGACAAGAGCUUUCAAACCAAGAUUGAAGGCGCUAUACCUCCGAGAUCCCCACGUAGACUUCUUUCCGUUGCCGGUAUAGUUGGAGGUGGAAGUGCCAGUAGUAGCAAUGGCAGUUUCACUACUGCCGAAUCUACUAGUGGCAAUCUUCCUACUAGUGCCGCCGCCACACCCAGAGCGAAAAAGAAGAGGCAGAGUAUGGAUGAUGGCAGGAGGAAAUCGAUUCAAGUUGACUUGGACCGGUUGAUGAACGACGCAAGCUCGAUUCUGUCGUCGAAUUACACGCAAGAACCACCACUACCUGACAACGAACAGGAAAUACAAGAAAAAGAAGAAGAAAGGGGACUCGGUCUUGAAAUAGUCGCGGAGAAACCAGUUGAAAUUCAAAGUCCCGGUGACGAAAUGGCAGAUGCCGAAGCUGAUGAAACAAUGAAGCUAGAUGAAGAACAACCACAAAUUUCAUCACCACAACAACAAAAAGAAGAAGAAAUGGCAUCAUCGCCUCUACUGCUCGAGAGGGCAAAGUUACCCCCUCGCCCCUCCGCGGAACGCGUACUAUGCGCACGCCAACUCUCAGCCAAUUUACAACAUCGCGAACUCGAACACGAAAUCGAGCACGAGCACGAACCAGCACCGGUGAUUGAGCCACCGAGUCUCAUAGCUGAGUCCGCGCCAGUUGAAGAAAUCAACGAUGAAAACUACACCGACAUUGAAGAAGAAGAAGAGGAGCCAGUCCAGUUAUCCCACUUGCCAUCGCGGGCGAAAUCAGUCAAGAGCUCCAUGCGCCGUGGCAAAUCCUCGCAUGAAACCCAACCUCUCCCCAAGGAUGCCCACUUGAAAAAGCAGAAGAAGAAGAAACAUAGACAUCAUCAUCAUCAUGGCACAGCUCCGGAUUUGAAGCCCUUCAGUUACAACACUCUAAUCUCGCUCCUCGAGAGCAUGAAUGGUACUAUUAUAGGUGAGGAGUUUAGCAGUUUGAAUAUUCCAGUUCGAGAGAAGCAAUUGGUGGAGAAGAUUAUUGAUAGUUUGAGUCGGUUGAGCGCUGAUAUGGUUUUGGACCAGGAGAGGUAUGAUGUCGGAUGUAAGCGGUUGGAAAAGGCGCUACGUGUCUUGGAAGGGUUCUUUUAA